AUGUCAACUUCUAAUUUCCCAUUUACUUGCGCUCUCGUCACCGGCGGUGGAGGAGGCAUAGGCAAAGCAUUAUCAGCGUACCUGAUUUCCAAAGGCGUCAAGGUCCUUAUCGCCGGCCGCACGGAAUCAACCCUCAAGUCGACAGCCCACGAAAUAGAUGCCGCGGAUUGCUAUGUUCUAGAUACAGGCAAAACAGCGGACAUCCCCGACUUCAUUUCGCGGGUGACAACAGAGCAUCCCGAGCUGGACUGCCUGAUAAAUAAUGCGGGCGUGCAACGACCACUCGAGGUGUACAAGACCCCGACUCAGGAGUUCCUCCAGAAAGCAGAUCAGGAGAUCGACAUCAAUAUCCGGGGUCCGAUGCAUCUGACUCUUGCAGUGCUUGAGCAUUUCAAGACGAAGCCAUCAGCGGCGGUUAUCAAUGUAUCCUCUGUACUAGGAUUUAUCCCGUUCUCAGUGAUCAACCCGGUCUAUAACGGGACCAAGGCAUGGUUGCAUUCAUGGUCGGUGAAUUUGCGGACGCAGCUCGAGUGGGCUGGACUGGGGGAUAAAAUCAAGGUGAUUGAGAUUGCACCGCCGAGCGUGGAGACGAACUUGCACCGCGAGAGAGAAAACCCGGAUGAUAAUAAGAAACACAACAAUCCGAAUUCUUUGAGCAUAGAGGAAUUUAUGAGUGACGUGUCGCGGCAGCUAGAAGGUGGGGAGGAAAUGAUCGGGGCUGGACCAAGCGCGAACUUUGUGAAGAAGUGGUAUUCUGCUUAUGGGGAGCCGUAUAACAAGGCUGUAAAUAAGCAUUGA
Molecule: messenger RNA, 798 nt
Organism: Aspergillus puulaauensis
Lineage: Eukaryota; Fungi; Ascomycota; Eurotiomycetes; Eurotiales; Aspergillaceae
Exons: 1
Coding region: 1-798 (265 amino acids)
Cellular component (GO): membrane
Source: RefSeq, a predicted model, not a curated record